AUGGCUAGAAAGAUGCUUAACGAAGGUGUACCUGAUUUGAAUAAAGGCGAACAAGGGAAGAAUUAUGACUUUGAUUUGUUUAUUAUUGGAGCUGGAAGUGGCGGUGUUCGUGCUGCUAGAUUUUCAUCUAAUUUUGGAGCGAAGGUUGGUGUUUGUGAGCUUCCUUUUCAUCCUAUUAGCUCGGAAACAAUUGGAGGAGUCGGCGGCACGUGUGUCAUUCGUGGUUGUGUUCCCAAAAAGAUUUUGGUCUAUGGAGCAUCAUAUGGAGGUGAACUUGAGGAUGCUAGAAAUUUUGGAUGGGAAUUGAAUGAGAAAGUUGACUUCAAUUGGAAGAAGCUCUUGCAAAAGAAGACAGAUGAAAUAAACAGAUUAAAUGGAAUUUACAAGCGGUUGUUAUCCAAUGCUGGGGUUAAACUAUUUGAAGGUGAGGGAAAGAUAGCUAGUCCAAAUGAAGUUGAGGUGACACAAUUGGAUGGCACUAAGUUGUCCUAUUCAGCAAAGCAUAUUUUGAUUUCAACUGGCAGCAGGGCUCAGCGUCCUAAUAUUCCUGGCCAGGAGUUGGGUAUAACAUCUGAUGAGGCAUUAAGUUUAGAGGAGUUCCCUAAACGUGCUGUGAUCCUCGGAGGAGGUUAUAUUGCAGUUGAGUUUGCAUCGAUAUGGCGUGGGAUGGGUUCCACUGUCAAUCUUGUUUUCAGAAAGGAACUUCCAUUGAGAGGUUUUGAUGACGAAAUGAGAUCUGUAGUUGCCAGGAACCUUGAAGGUAGGGGAAUUAAUUUGCAUCCAAGGACAAAUUUGACACAGUUGACCAAAACAGAGGAUGGCAUUAAAGUUAUUACAGACCAUGGUGAGGAGUUGAUUGCGGAUGUGGUGCUAUUUGCCACUGGUAGGGCUCCUAAUUCUAAGAGGUUGAAUUUAGAAAAAGUGGGUGUAGAGCUUGAUAAGGCAGGAGCAAUAGUGGUAGAUGAGUAUUCACGCACCAACGUCCCUAGCAUAUGGGCUGUGGGUGAUGUAACCAACCGAUUGAAUCUUACCCCGGUGGCCUUGAUGGAAGCAUCACUCUUUGCAAAAACAGUAUUUGGUGGGCAAGCAAGCAAGCCAGACUAUAAUGACAUUCCAUAUGCAGUGUUUUGCAUUCCACCACUUUCAGUAGUUGGUCUAAGUGAGGAGCAGGCAGUAGAGCAGACAAAGGGUGAUAUAUUGAUUUUCACAUCAACCUUCAAUCCUAUGAAAAAUACAAUUUCUGGGCGGCAAGAAAAAACUGUUAUGAAGCUUGUUGUUGAUGCUCAGACCGAUAAAGUUCUUGGAGCAUCUAUGUGUGGGCCUGAUGCACCUGAAAUUGUUCAGGGUAUAGCUAUUGCAAUUAAGUGUGGAGCUACGAAAGCGCAGUUUGAUAGCACCGUUGGAAUACACCCAUCGUCAGCUGAGGAAUUUGUGACCAUGCGCUCGGAGACAAGGCGUGUUACAGGUGGUGUGAAGCCAAAAACAAAUUUGUAA
This is a messenger RNA of Lathyrus sativus (Indian pea), 1494 nucleotides long. Lineage: Eukaryota; Viridiplantae; Streptophyta; Magnoliopsida; Fabales; Fabaceae. The record is from the annotation of a GenBank genome assembly.